This is a messenger RNA of Metarhizium album ARSEF 1941, 1260 nucleotides long. Its product is annotated as Biotin synthase. The coding region runs from base 1 to 1260 and encodes 419 amino acids. The transcript is spliced from 2 exons. Gene Ontology annotation, molecular function: biotin synthase activity; 2 iron, 2 sulfur cluster binding. Gene Ontology annotation, biological process: biotin biosynthetic process. Gene Ontology annotation, cellular component: mitochondrion. The record is from RefSeq and is a predicted model, not a curated record. Lineage: Eukaryota; Fungi; Ascomycota; Sordariomycetes; Hypocreales; Clavicipitaceae.
AUGAGGUCCUCGGUCCUGACCAGUGGCCUCCGCUCCUUGCGGUCAUCUGGUUCACGGUCAACAGCUGUCUUGCGGGAACCAUGGAUGGCAGCAUCCAUUCCCCGGCUUGUUUUGCCGUCAACGAAGCAGGCCCGAACUGGCGCUACGCUGGUAGACUCGCCGACCGCGGCGCACGACCAGCCCGAGGCCGUUGAGAACGCCGCCAGGCAAGCCAAUGCGAAGAAGAUCCUUCAAGAUGCCGUUGCUGCUACCGGCCCGAGACAGAACUGGACGCGACAGGAGAUUUCUGCCAUUUACUACCAGCCGUUGCUUGAACUGGCACACCAAGCUAGUCUUGUCCAUAGACGGUUCCACAGCCCGGGAGAAGUUCAACUCUGCACCUUGAUGAACAUCAAAACUGGCGGCUGCACCGAAGAUUGCUCCUACUGCGCCCAGGCCACGCGCUAUCAAAAGGGCACGGGUCUCGUAGCCAAGCGUGUUGAAACCGUCGAGUCAGUCCUCGCAGCCGCCAGAAUCGCCAAGCAAAAUGGCAGCACGCGCUUCUGCAUGGGUGCUGCGUGGCGAGAUAUGCGUGGCCGCAAGAACAGCCUCAAGAACAUUGCAGAAAUGGUCAAGGGUGUCAAGGCCAUGGGCAUGGAGGUCUGCGUCACGCUUGGCAUGAUUGACGCUGAGCAGGCGAAGCAGCUGAAGGAAGCCGGACUGACUGCUUACAACCACAAUGUUGAUACCAGUCGAGAGUUCUACCCGUCCAUCAUCACGACGAGAUCGUACGAUGAGCGUCUCCAGACGCUGAGCAAUGUGCGAGAUGCCGGCAUCAAGGUCUGCUCUGGCGGCAUCCUGGGCCUCGGCGAAUCGUCCGAGGACAGAGUUGGCUUGCUUCACACGGUUUCAACACUGCCAUCCCACCCAGAGAGCUUCCCCGUCAACGCCCUUGUACCCAUCAAGGGCACGCCGCUGGGAGAUACCACGCCAGUUGCCUUCACGAGCAUGCUGAGGACGAUUGCGACAGCGCGAAUCCUCAUGCCCGCGACCAUCAUUCGCAUUGCUGCUGGCCGCAAAACCAUGUCGGAGGAGAAGCAGGCACUGUGCUUUAUGGCGGGUGCUAAUGCCAUUUUCACUGGUGAGAAGAUGCUGACGACCGAUUGCAACGGCUGGGACGAGGACAGCGCAAUGUUUGGCCGCUGGGGUUUGGAGCCAAUGAAGAGCUUCGGAAAAAAGUCUGUCGAGGACGCCGGCGACAUUGAAGCCGGCAAGAUAUGA